AUGGACGAGAACAACUCACAACCACAUCAAACCUCUGAAUAUUCAUCUGAGGUCAACAUCAGUCCAAUAUUAACAUCAUUUACCUUUGGUGAAGACUAUAAUCAAGCAAUAUCAGUUGGAGAAAUACCAUCAUCAAUACUAUUAUUGGAGUUUGGUGAUAGAUAUAAUCAACCUCUAUCAGUUGGAGUAUUACCAUCAUCAUUACAAUCAUUGAAGUUUGGUUAUUUCUUUAACCAACCUCUAUCAGAUGGGGUAUUGCCAACAUCAUUAUUAUCAUUGCAGUUUGGGUUGGAAUUUAAUCAACCUCUAUCAGUUGGAGUACUACCAUCAUCAUUGCAAUCAUUGAAGUUUGGUUGGUACUAUAAUCAAUCAAUAUCAGUUGGAGUAUUACCAUCAUCAUUACAAUCAUUGAAGUUUGGUAAUCACUAUAAUCAACCAAUACCAGUUGGAGUACUACCAUCAUCAUUGCAAUCAUUGAAGUUUGGCGACCACUAUAAUCAAAGAAUAUCAGUUAGAGUAUUACCAUCAUCAUUACAAUCAUUGAAGUUUGGUUAUAACUAUAAUCACUCAAUAUCAGUUGGGGCAUUACCAACAUCAUUACAAUCAUUGACAUUUAGUAAAAGAUACAACCGACGCUUAUCAGUUGGAGUACUACCAUCAUCAUUACAAUCGUUAGAGUUUGGUAGAUUCUAUAAUCAGUCAAUAGCAGUUAGAGUACUACCAUCAUCAUUACAAUCAUUGACAUUUGGUAAUGGAUAUAAUCAACCUCUAUCAGUUGGAGUAUUGCCAUCAUCAUUACAAUCAUUGAAGUUUGGCAAUGACUUUAAUCAACCUCUAUCAGUUGGAGUACUACCAUCAUCACUACAGUCAUUAAAGAUUGGUGAUGGCUAUAAUCAACCUCUAUCAUUUGGGGUACUACCAGAAUCAUUACAAUCAUUGGUUUUUGGUGAUAGAUAUAAUCAAGCACUAUCAGUUGGAUUAUUACCAUCAUCAUUACAAUCAUUGGUGUUUGGUUAUUACUAUAAUAAAUCAAUACCAGUUGGAGUAUUACCAUCAUUGCUAUCAAUGAAGUUUGGUAUUAGAUAUAAUCAAUCGAUACCAGUUGGAGUACUACCAUCAUCAUUACAAUCAUUGAAGUUUGGUAAUCAUUAUAAUCAACCUCUAUCAGUAGGAGUAUUACCAUCAUCAUUGCAAUCAUUGGAGUUUGGUAAUGGUUAUAAUCAAGCAUUAUCAAAUGGAGUAUUACCAUCAUCAUUACUAUCAUUGAAGUUUGGUGGGGAUUCGAUAGUUCCCAUAAGAUUUUUUGUUGACUUCAAGAAAUCCAUUAGUUUAAGUAGAAAAUUUCUUAAAACAAAAUCAUCAGUAAUCAAACUUCCCAGUAUCAAAGCUCCUCUUAUUCUUUCAACAACGAUAUCAUCCCCAUCCCUACAUCAUCUUGAUAUGAUUUCUGAACACCCAGAAUCUUUGAAUCAAAAUCCCAACUCAAUCAAUUGCGACCCCAACUAUUUAAUGACUUAUCAUAUCACUUCCACAGACUUCUUUUUAGUCAACCAGCAUAAAUAUUUCAAAUUACACACUUUCCCCUACUCUGCCAACAAAGUAUUUUUAGUAAUGUGCCAGUCUUCGGGAGAAUUGUAUGUUUACAAAGAAAUAGAUUACUCUAUCAAUCCAAAGAUCUACUCCAAAGUACAAUUUGAAAUCUCAACGAUGCAACUAUUCAUUGGUGACGAUAUGAAUGAAUCUCAAAAACAACAACCUAAACCAGAAUAUAAAUAUAUUCCAGAACCAGAAAUAUGGGCCUACAUUCGUCGAUUAUUCCUCAUACUUGAAAAACUUUCUCGAUUCAACAUUGCACAUCUCGAUAUCAAACCACUCAAUAUCUUUAUACGACAUGAUGGUGAGAUAGUUCUUGGUGAUUUUGGUUGUUGUCACUAUUACGUUAAUCAAAAUAAUGGUGAUAAUAUCAAUGGAGCCACAAACAAUAAUCAUAAUCAAAUUAAUAAUGUUGACAAUCAAACAAAUAUGAUAGAAACGACUGUCGUUUCUCGUGGAACAAAUGGAUAUUACUCACCUGAAUCAAAACAAAAGAAAUACUACUCUACAAGUGAUAUAUAUUCAGUUGGUUCAACUAUUUUACAUUUACUUUCAUGUCAUCCAGAUGAUAUUGCCAAUAGAAUUGAAUUUGUCAAGAACCACAAAAAUAACAACUUUUUUAAUGCUGAUGAUAUUAAAAUAUCAACAAAAAGAUACUCUGAACAUUUAAUUAAAUUUGUCAAGAAUCUAUUAAUCGCAACUCCUCAUAAUCGACUUUCAUUGGAUGAUUUGACAGGGGAAAUAAUCAACCAACACACACAGAGAAUCACAUCAUUUUUAAUCGACCAACGACAAAUUCUAGCAACAACAACAACAUUAAUAUUGGAUGGUGAAUUCAACAGUCCUCUAAAAGGAUUACUUCCAGAGACACUUUUAAAAUUAAAGUUAUUGGGAAAGUUUAAUCAACCAAUAGAAUGGGGAGAUAUUCCUGAUAGUGUUGAAACAUUAAUAUUUGGAUCUUCAUUUAAUCAGGAUGUCAAAGUGAUAGCACAUGUUCAAGCAACAAUCUAUGCACAUUUAUUUUGUCAAAUAGAUAAAUCAAAAUUUGAAUCAAUCAAUCAACACUUUGGAGAAUACCAACCAGAGUCAGAAUACCCCCUAAAAGAAAUGGAGAAAUUAUUCGAAUUGGAUGAAGACAAUAUUCAUGAAGAGUUUGAACACAACAAUCAAUAUCUAAAUAUUAGAUUGAUUUACAUUAAAUCUUCUGGGCUAUCAAAAUUGAAAAAAAAGCUAGCUGUAUUAUUUAAAAAGAGCGAGCAAUAA
This is a messenger RNA of Cavenderia fasciculata, 2856 nucleotides long. It is a transcript of the gene fnkE, whose product is annotated as putative protein serine/threonine kinase. The coding region runs from base 1 to 2856 and encodes 951 amino acids. The transcript is spliced from 6 exons. The record is from RefSeq and is a predicted model, not a curated record. NCBI's taxonomy places the organism in Eukaryota, Evosea, Eumycetozoa, Acytosteliales, Cavenderiaceae. Gene Ontology annotation, molecular function: protein kinase activity; ATP binding. Gene Ontology annotation, biological process: protein phosphorylation.